Penicillium taxi is the source of this 183-nucleotide messenger RNA. Its product is annotated as WD40 repeat domain-containing protein. The coding region runs from base 1 to 183 and encodes 60 amino acids. The record is from RefSeq and is a predicted model, not a curated record. Gene Ontology annotation, cellular component: nucleolus. Lineage: Eukaryota; Fungi; Ascomycota; Eurotiomycetes; Eurotiales; Aspergillaceae. Gene Ontology annotation, molecular function: protein binding. Gene Ontology annotation, biological process: ribosomal large subunit assembly. The transcript has a single exon.
AUGGUUUCUGGAAGUGGUGAUUCCACUGCCCGAGUUUGGGAUUGUGAUACUGGAACCCCACUGCACACUCUCAAGGGACAUACCAGCUGGGUGCUGGCUGUCGCCUAUUCUCCGAACGGCGCUAUAAUCGCAACCGGUAGCAUGGAUAAUACAGUGCGGUUGUGGGAUGCGAAGAAGGGAUAG